Molecule: messenger RNA, 939 nt
Organism: Lachancea nothofagi CBS 11611
Lineage: Eukaryota; Fungi; Ascomycota; Saccharomycetes; Saccharomycetales; Saccharomycetaceae
Source: the annotation of a GenBank genome assembly
AUGAUUAACGAAACCGGUAAAGCCAAGGAUAUCUCGAAAUCUCUGAAAACUACUCAAGUGGCAUCGCCGGCCGCUUCGCGGCCUGCGACACCGCCCUUUGGCGUCUUGUCGAACCGCUUGGUGCAGUCCUGCAAAGACGAAGAUACUCUUUACCGCUGCUCUUCGGUGGAAUCUCUCGAUUCACCCACCUAUACUCCGGAACUAACGGCUCUGUCAAACUCCGAUGACACCAAAAAAUACAUCACUCAGGACUAUUCGCCUUACAAUAGUCGAGCACCCUCGCCCGCGAACAGAAAAGUAUCACGACCACACACUGGCUGUACUUCGUUCUUGAAACCUCGCAUGGAAUUUAGUGGAUUUCAGAUUUCAGGCUACAAAAAAAACCAAGUAAAAGUGGUGUUGCAAACGGUAGACCUUCCUAUCCACGCAUCCGACACUUCUAUGGUACCGCACUUGACAGGUUUCUUCAGCAUUCAGGGUCUCACGACACAUCAACCUGAAAUUACAACAUUUUUCGAAGCUUAUGCGGUUACUGAGAACUUGGGGUUUUUGUCGAGUGACAUGCCUAGCCACCUCGAUGAUCUCAAAGCCAACGAUAACAUCGAUCUCGAACACUGGCUCAAUUUCCCUUGCUUCAAAGACAUGUGUACGCAUAAGAAGGUUUUACCCUCCAUGGUAUCUGGAUCUCAUGCACACACCGGUUAUUUACACAAGAGGUUCAUUUACAUGCGUUGGAAGGAAAAAUUCCUUGUUCCGGACGCAGAUUUAGACUCGGUGGAAGGGGCAUCUUACGAUGGAUACUAUUACAUCGUUCACGACCAACUCACAGGCAACAUCGUUGGCCUUUACUAUCAUAAGGACGCAGAAAAAUUUCAACAACUUGAGCUAGCUCCUGUAAGGGAUCUUUGCUCUGGGAGUUGUGAUUUUGAGUUCAACUAA